AUGUCAGAGUCAACCACCUCUAAAGCAGAAGAAUAUCGAUCUCUUUACCAAAAAUACCUCGAAUGCUGCAACGCACACGACUUUGAAGGCAUGAAGACCUUCUACAAGUCCCCUAUCAAUAUCAUGGACAAACCCCUAGACCCAAACGAUGUUGUUGCUCAGUUUAGACCUCUAGUGGUGGCGUUUCCUGACUGGAAAUGGGAACUACGACGUCUAGUCAUCGAGGGUGACUAUCUUUCAUUGCAUUUCAGAAUCACUGGGACGCAUGAGGGUGAAUUUCGAGGAUACAAACCGACUGGGCGCAAGGUGGAAACUACAGAGUUUACUCUUUAUCAUGUUGUUGAUGGCAAGUUUGCAGAGGUUUGGGCCUUGAUUGACUUUGAGGCAUUGGUUGAACAGAUCAAAUGA
Messenger RNA from Fusarium venenatum, 408 nucleotides. RefSeq lists its product as uncharacterized. NCBI's taxonomy places the organism in Eukaryota, Fungi, Ascomycota, Sordariomycetes, Hypocreales, Nectriaceae. Gene Ontology annotation, biological process: polyketide metabolic process. The record is from RefSeq and is a predicted model, not a curated record.